ACAGAACACACAGAGAGACUCAAGGAACUCUUCUUUUAGAACAAGCCAAAGAUACAAGGAUGAAGACGCCUCAGCUCCUCAUCCUCAUCUUGAGCAUUUUGGUGCAUGCGGGAACGUGCUUCCCCGCAGAGAGAGGCAGGCGGGAAAAGCACGCCUCCUGGGACGACGUGAACGUGGUGGCCCACGGCCUCCUGCAGCUGGGGCAGGGCCUGAAGGAGCACGUGGACAAGACCAAAGCCCAGAUGAGGGACGUGAGCGGCAAGCUGAAGGCCCUCAACGGCACGCUGGCCGAGCUGGACAGGAGGCAGCAGGAGGAGAGCGGAGCCCUGAAGGCCCAGAUCAAGCAGGCGGAGGAAAAGGACAAGCUGCUCUCAGAGCUGGCGGAGGAGGUGAAGACAAACGUGGGGGAGGUGAAAAGGCAGACGGAGGACAUCUCCUCCAGGAUGGACAGGCUGGAGGAGGUGCUGACCGGACCGGCGCUGGACAGUAACGACAGCGAUCACACCGGACUCUCGUUCAUUCAAAAGCUGAUGGCAGCUCAGAACAGGCGAAUCGACCAUCUGGUGGAGAAAAUCCAGCAGCAGCAAGAUAAGCUGGAGAAACAGAGCGUGCACCUACAAGCCCUGCACACCAAGGUUUCACAUAAAAGAGUGAAAUCACACAAACGGAGAGAUGAAGAAAAUGCACUGAGCGACGGGGUUAAGCACAUCCAAACUGAACCAGGUUUGAACAGAGACUGUCACGAUCUGUUUGUGAGAGGGCACCGAGCAACAGGCAUCUACACCAUCCAGCCUGAGAACUCGCAGCCCUUCGAGGUCCUCUGUGAAAUGACAUCUGAUGGCGGAUGGACAGUCAUCCAAAAACGUCAGGAUGGAUCCCAAAACUUCAACCAGUUCUGGGACGCCUACAAGACAGGCUUCGGCAGCCUUAAUGGGGAGUUUUGGUUGGGUUUGGACAACAUCCACUCCCUUUCCGAACAAGGCCGGUACGUCCUGCACGUCGAGCUCUCGGAUGAAUCCGGAAAGCAGCAGGACGCCGUUUACAAAUUCCAACUCGAUGGAGAGGAGAAGAAGUUUGCCCUUCAUCUUGAUGAGGAGUCCGGGGAUCAGGAGAAAAUGCUUUCCACCGGAGAUUCCGGCCUUCCCUUCUCCACAGCCGACAGCGACAACGACCUGGCUGUAGACGUCAACUGUGCCGAGCUGCUCUCAGGUGGUUGGUGGUUCAGCGGCUGUGGUCAGUCAAACCUGAAUGGAAAAUACCCCAGAAAGCCUUGGCAGCGCCAGGGCCGGCACUCCAGAAGACAGACAAUGUUUUGGACCGCCAGCAGCGGACAGGGAAGCUCGCUAAAGUCUGCGCUUCUCAAAAUCGCACCAGCGUCGAUAAACCAAUAAGCCCCAGAGGAAACCUUUAAACUCUUGACGCCGAACUACUGAUGAACUUAAAACAGGAGCUGCAAGGUGCUCUACUGGUCUCCUGAUGCACUGAUGACUGGAUAAUUAUAUGCAAUGCAUAUGACAACUCAAUGUCCAAGCGGACAUCUUCUGUCACAUUGACUGCGAUAUCAUACCCUUUAUGAGGGUUUUUAUGAUGUAAUUACUUUAAUAAUGUACAGUUUUUUACUUUACAUUUGAUCUCAACUUGAAACAUUUGUAUGGAGUGGUUGAAAUAAAGCCAUUAAAUUAUAAAAGAAA
Menidia menidia (Atlantic silverside) is the source of this 1691-nucleotide messenger RNA. Lineage: Eukaryota; Metazoa; Chordata; Actinopteri; Atheriniformes; Atherinopsidae. The record is from the annotation of a GenBank genome assembly.